Messenger RNA from Astyanax mexicanus (Mexican tetra), 4974 nucleotides. Its product is annotated as CD151 antigen. Gene Ontology annotation, cellular component: membrane. The transcript has 8 exons. NCBI's taxonomy places the organism in Eukaryota, Metazoa, Chordata, Actinopteri, Characiformes, Acestrorhamphidae. The coding region runs from base 220 to 981 and encodes 253 amino acids. The record is from RefSeq and is a predicted model, not a curated record.
CCACCUGGAGCUCCACACAGGAAGUUGCUGGUGUUGAAAGCGCAGGCAGAGGAGGAGCAGUGGGACUGAGAAGGAGAGUAACUGACUUUAAAUCGUAGAAUCUCCAUAAACUAAACACUUUAACGGCCCAGAUCAGUGGAGAUUCAGCUGAAGAAGAUCAUCUGUAGAGGAUCAGCGAGAAGAUCUGGUUCUGAAGCUCCACAAACACACACAGUCAGAAUGGGGGCGUACGAAGGAAAGAAAGGGACAUGUGGAACUGUCUGUCUGAAAUACCUGCUGUUCACUUUUAACUUCCUGUUUUGGCUGGCAGGAGGCGCUGUGAUGGCCGUAGGGAUAUGGACAAUAGCAGCGAAGAGUGACUACAUCAGCCUGCUCUCCUCCAGGAUCUACGCUGUGUCUGCGUAUAUCCUGAUUCUGGCGGGGGUGAUCGUCAUGAUUACAGGGGUCCUAGGAUGCUGCGCCACCUUCAAAGAGCAGAGAAGACUCCUGAGAGUGUAUUUUGUCCUCCUGCUGUGCAUUUUUCUGCUGGAGGUCCUGGCGGGAGUGUUGGCCUACAUCUAUUAUCAGCAGUUGAAUGAGGAGUUGAAGGAUAAUCUGAAAGAGACCAUGGUGCAAAAGUAUCAUCAGCCUGAUCAGGACCACAUCACCAAGGCUGUGGAUAAACUACAGCAGGAGUUUAAGUGCUGUGGCAGUAACAAAUCCUCAGACUGGGCUGAGAGCGUUUGGAUCCGCUCCAAUGAAGCCCGUGGCAGGAAGGUUCCAGACAGCUGCUGUAAGAGCCAAUCAGAACUCUGUGGUACCAGAGACCACCCUUCCAACAUUUACAAAGUAGAGGGUGGCUGCAUCACCAAGCUGGAGAACUUCAUUAUGGAGCACUUAAAGAUCAUCGGUGCUGUAGGUGUGGGCAUCGCCUCUGUGCAGGUCAUAGGCAUGAUAUUCACCUGCUGUCUCUACAGGAGUUUGAAAUCAGAGCCGUACUGAAUCACCAGUACUGAACUGUAGCUUUCAGGCUUCAAACCAAACACUACUUCAAACUUCAAUACAAGACUGACGCUACUGAAAGACUGUGGUGAGGACUGAGGCUGGUACUAAGGCUGGUGGCAUUUAUGGAUUGGUGUCUGGGUUGUUUGUAAUUAUUGUAUUAAAUUGGGAACAAACGUGCCUAUAAUGAAGUGAAUCACUGCAGGCAAUGAUCCUGCUGGUCCUGGAGAUCUACCGCUCUGUAGAUUUCUCUGUAGAUCUAAUGCCAGGUUCACACUACACAAUUUUACCCAGUGUUCCAGUCACAGACAAAAACUCUGCUCAGCCUCCAUCCACAUUGUUGGGCACGUGCUUGUAAAAGCUUUUGUCGAAAGCUGUGCACCUCAGUCCACCACUAUUUUGCGCAGGUAUUUCCAGUUACAGCUGAAUUCGCGUUUUAAUCCCAGAAAAACAAAUGCUCUUCUUUACCUUUUAAAAAGCAAUUUAAAUGCCUAAUUAAAAGGCAGAUUACUGUUGUUUUCUGUUUUGAGCGCCCUACGCUGACUUGGCUCUUGAUUGGUCAGGACACAAGACAACGCACGGGUGGGGGCGGGGCUGGUGACGUCAUGGCCCUUCAUUGUUUAAUAUCGCAAUAUAUAUCAUUGAAAAAAAAAGAAACAUUUUUAAUGUAAAACUUUUCCAAUAUCGUACAGCACACUAUGUGAACAAGCCGCAGAUACCCCACAAAUGCUUGCCAUGCUAGAGGUCUGACUCAGUCAGUGACUCAGGAGCAUAGGCUAUCCUACAGCAAAUGGGAUCAAAGAGCCUUGAGUGAGUCCUCUAUGAAUGGGGUGAAUAAAAAUAAAAGCUUAAAACUUAAAUUAAAAAUAUGAAUGUUUUUUUUUUUUUUUAGUAUUUCUUUAAUUUUAGAAAAUAGACCGAUGUAUUUUACUAAAAAGCAAAGAAAGCGUGCCUGUAUGUUUAAAUUUUUCUACAGUAAACUGUAGGUAAUGCUGGAGAUACAGGCAGAACACUAAGUUCUAAAAACCUUAAAACCUCAUGGAUCUGGUAUUGAAACAUUUGAUUCCAGUAUAAAAUGAUCAGAAAUUAAUAAACUCUGAUUUUACUCAGUUGCUUUGUAUGAACCUAUUCAUUUUGAACUCACUUUAAGUGUGUAUUCAACUUUAUAGAGUUUUUCUCUCAUGGCAUCGCUAGUUCUCUUGUGCAUUUAGUUCAAGUGUGUUCUCGUGAUAAACUUGUUUCUGGAGAGCUGUGAGAUGAGUCUGUGAUUUCCGACGAUAAGAAUUUGUGUAAUUUGUGACCCAGUGUUGCUGAUCAGUCAUGUAGUGUGAAAAUGAAGCACUCAAAAAGUUGUGUAGUGUGAACCUGGCAUAACACACCUAAAAACUGGAAAACUUCUCAUAUCCCUGAAGGCCUUAAUUACCUGGUUCAGGUGUGUGAGGUUAAAGGGUGGGCUGCAUAAAAGUCUGCAGGGUGGUAUUUCUCCAGGACAGUAAAUCAGUGACUUGAACUCCAAUUAAAUGCUGUUAAUUUUAAAAUACCAUAAAUAAUAGACUUUGCCUCAGUGGUUCUGUCAGUGACCUCUUCUAAUUCAUCUUAAAAUGUAUCGACUACUGUAACUCUUUUUACUGCCUUAAAUAUUACUUCUUUUUUUUUUUUUAAAUAAGGCUUUUUUUUUACUCUAAUCCCAAUGUUUGGGGAGCUGACUGAUGAUAAAUAUUUUAUAUAUGGUUUUACUGUUGUAUUUUAUUGUGUAUUAUUUUUUUAAUCCUGAUUUUAGUAAGAAAAUUAAUCACAAAGUUAUGUGACCCGUUUACACCUGAUUCUUUUUAUGUGGCUGGUACCUGGAUUGUAUCCUGAUUAGCCAAGCAAAUCCAAUGGUUACAAGACAACCAGUUUAUGUAUCUGUUCAGUCUCUUUGUAUUUAAUUUUACAUGUGGUCUUGCAUUUCAUAAGGAAGGAAAUCACUUCAGAUGAUCAUAGUGAAGAGAAAAUCACUGUUUAGACCAGGACUCACCAAUCCGGCUCCUGGAGAGCUGCUGUCCUACAGGUUUCACCUUCAUCCUACAUCUUAGUCCAUGUUCAGACUGAAUAUAAAUCCCCAAUUUGACUUACUAAACUACUGCUUCAUUACUCCACAUGGUGGCACUAAUCAAAUAGAAUGAAGAAAACUGCAGUGAGAAUAUUGAUUGUUAAAUUCUCAAUCUACAAUAAAUCCAUAAUUCCUGCUAUUUGAUUGAUUAUUUAAGAUUGGAUUAUUCAGUGUCACAGAUGCUGUAAAGUAUCAUGGAGAUUUUUUGUGAUAUAUUGAGUAUCACAGAAUCACAAUAUGUGAUGUCAUCAUUAUCAUGGGCAACUCUUCACCUCCUGAAGUGCUUUAAUUUAUCAGUUUUUAAUUUUCUUUUUUGUAUAUUUUAUAUUAGUAUUUUUAUGUGAUUUGGCCUUAUCCAGAUAUAAUCCUGAUUCCCAAAACUCAUGAAUUGACCAGGUGUAAACAGGGUCUAAGGGUUCAUUUCCAUAGAGAAAAGUCAGAGUAAUGUGUAAUCUAAUACUUAGUUAUGUUUAAUCCAGGGUUUCUUAACCUCUUUUACUCUAAAACCCCCUUUUUUAGGGUUUAAAAUAUUUCUCAACCCCUUACCCAAACCCCUCCCACAAAAAAAUGAAAUGAUUGACAGUACUGCUUUCUAAAACAUAAGAGAAUAUUAAUUAUAUGAGUUUGCUUAUUAAGGGUUAUGCGACAUUCCUGUAAAUGAACAUGGCGGUGUUGUGCCAAAAUCAGCACCCCCACCAGGAAAAGCACCCCCUCUUCGGAGCAUGUGCUGUGUUGCUAUGCAUGUAACUGUGACUUUUGGCUCAUAUUUCUAAGUUAGUUAAAGCGUAUUAUCUCAGUUUUUUUAUCAAGAAGACGCGCUUCCGAGAGAGGGUGCUUUUCAUGGUGGGGAUGCUGAAUUCAGCACUACACCGACAAGACCACUGAGCAGUGAGUGAUGGCGUAAGUGUGCUCGGGCACGGAUUGUUUAAAAGCAGUGUUGAGUGCAGGCAAGUGGGGGAGGGGGCAAAUUCGUGCCUAGUGUGAGUGCACAUUUACCUGCUGUGUGAACGUAGCCUAUGUCAUGUGAUGCAGGCAAACCUAGGAAGAAGUCACCAAGUUAGAAAUAACAAGUCAAGUCCCAAGUCAAUACGGACACGUCUCAAGGCAAGUUCCUAGUCUUUAACCUUGUCUAAGUCAAGUUACAAAUUGUAAUAUAAAAUUUUUUUUAACGAAAAAAGUAAUAACCUCGGAGUUUAUACCAGGGAAAUUAGAUAUGCAGUUCAUGGGUACUGUAUAAGCCAGAAUCUCUACCGCAAAGAAGCUCGUUUUAUCUGCAUUUUGUCUGCAUAUCUGAGUGUGCUCAAAGUUAUCUGUAGAAGAGUUUUUUUUUUUUUUUAAAUGCAUAAAUCUUGGUAUGCGAUCUAAGUCAUGUGACUCGAGUCCACAUGCCUGGACACUGGUGUGUCAUUUGUGUGGAAUUGUGUUAUAUUGUAUUGUAUUGUGUUUGUAUUCUCGCUUACAGUAAAAAGCACUCCAUUUUUAGCAAACCUGGAAACAUGUGCAGACACACAACACGCACAAGUGAAUCUGAAUCAAUUUAAAGAGUCAAAGAGUCUAGUAGAAUGGCGAAUCAGUCAGUCUUAUUCAAGUAAAGGACAGCUCCAAAUCUGGAGCCGAUUCUCCCUAAACACCCUUAAUUAGCUUUAUUCUCACAACCCCCCCUGAAAUAUGUCAGGACCCCCUUGUUAUGAGGUUAAGAACCCCUGGUUUAGUCAGUUUUAAUCAUUUCUUUCUUUUUCAGUGAAAUCACCAAUUAACAAGUCACUUUUCUCAUGAUAUUUAAUGUAGAAUAGUAUGAUUAUGGAGUAGGAAGUGAAAAUGAACAGUGUCUGCACUGCUGUGUUCUACUUGCCUACCUUUUCUGUACAUGUAUAAAAUCCAUAUUAAACACAAUCACGUUA